Messenger RNA from Diversispora eburnea, 2037 nucleotides. NCBI's taxonomy places the organism in Eukaryota, Fungi, Glomeromycota, Glomeromycetes, Diversisporales, Diversisporaceae. The record is from the annotation of a GenBank genome assembly.
AUGGUUAGAGAAAUAUUUGAAGUGACUACUGAAGUCAUAGACGGUUUUAGUUCCUUGGAUAAUACCAAUCCCACUCUAAAAAUUUUGAAAACAGCUGCGCAUACUGCUUCCCCUAUUUUUCCUGUAAUUGAUAUAGUUUUGACUUUAAUCGAUGAAAUUGUUAAUAUUUACAAUACCGCUCAACAUAAUACAAAAAUUUGUAGUUCCCUAGUGGAUCGUGUUCAACGCGCAGAAUAUGCUGUAAAGGUCUUAAAACGUCGACUCGAUGAUAAAAAAUACAAUACUCAAGUUUAUUAUCAAUCAUUUAUACAUUUUAAAAAUAUUUUGGAUAAAAUCAAAAACUAUUCGGCGGAUAUGACUCAACUUCGAGGAAUUAAAAAAUAUAAAAAUGCAUAUUUAAUGCGAGACAAAUUUAUAAAGCUCACCGAAGAAUUUGAGAGAUGUAUGCAAGAUUUAAAUUUUACUUUAUUGGUGUCCGAUGAGGAACAAAGGAAAUAUGAUGAAAUUGCCUUAAACCAAGACAUUGCCGAUCUGGCUCAGAUUUUGCAAGAAAAAAAAACUACAGAUUUAAGUUUUGAGCCAAAGAAAAUUGACGUAUCAGAACUGACGGAUCCAUUUGUACCUGAGAGUGAUGAUUAUCGUGGUAAUCUAAAUUCAUCGACAAUCAAGAAAAAAAAAUGGAAACUUUCUGUGGACGUAGCUUGUAAACCUGUUAAAAUAAAUUCUCCAGAGUUAAAGGGUUUUUCUUUAUACAAGCACUUUUCAUCAAAUUCUCGUUCUUCAGAAAUUUCAUCCGAAGAACUUAAAAAACUUGAAUCCCAAUUAAAAAUUUUAGAAAAAUUAGGAGAAUGUAAACAUAUUAUAAAAUUCCAUGGUAUCUCAUAUGUGCACAAUUGUGACGUGCAAGUCUUUGAAUGGACGGAAUUGGGUAAUCUUAAAGAGGUCUACGAAAACAAGAUUAUCCCUUGGGGUGCCAAAGUUCAAAUAGCGCGUGAUAUUGGUAGAGGUAUUGCAUUCUUGGCUUCUACUCAAAUUUUUCAUCAUGACUUAAGAUGCAAAAAUGUUAUGUUGACUGAACGACUUGAACCUAAAUUGGCAAACUUUGAAUUAUCGCGUAUGGAAAUUGGUAUUUCAAAAAAUAUUGGAGAAUCAUUAAUAGAAGUAAUAAAUUGGAUGUCUCCGGAAAAAAUGAAUGAUUUUCCAUACACUUAUAAAUGUGAAAUAUUUAGUUUCGGAAUGUUGCUUUGGGAACUUUGUUUCGAAAAGAAGCCAUAUGCUAACAAGAAUGAUCCAUCUCAAGUCAUGAAACAUGUGAAGGGUGGUGGUAGAGAACAUCUUAGAUUCGUACCAGGUAAAGAACCGGAGGAUUCUGAGAUUCAAAAAGAAUUCGCGGACAUUAUUAGUCAAGCGUGGCAUGAUAAUCCAUCACAACGACCUAAUAUUAUUCCACUAUGCAUAAGACUAGAGACUCUCGCUUCCAAAUACAUAAAAACUGGUACUUCCUUUGAACUUUUACACAAAGAACCAUUGACACAAACUCAAAUUUAUUACUCAGGUGAAGAUUUUGAAGAUUUUGAAGAUUGUGAACUUGAAACCAUAGAAGCAAUAAUGUCAGUGGAAGAAGGCAAAAAACUUUUUAAAAGCGAAAAAGAUGAAGAUAAAGCAGCAGCAUGGAAGUGUUUUGAGGCAAACGCUGAACUCGGAGAUGUAGAAGCUAUAUAUUACAAAGGAUCUUGUUAUGAUAAAGGAAUUGCGGUGGAAAAAGAUGAUGUCAAAGCCAUGGAAUUCUUUAAAAUUGCAGCGGAUGAAGGGCACCCAGAUGCCCAAUUAAAAUACGCGUUUAAAAUAUAUGCUCAGAAAAAAAUUAAAGAUUUCCUUGAAUAUUUAACGAAAUCUGCACAUAACGGAAAUCCUACAGCAUUAUUUAAUUUAGGAUUAAUUAAAAUAAGUGGAAAUUAUAAAGUUAAGAAAGAUAAGGAACUGGGAAUUAGAUAUAUAAAACUUGCGGCAAAAGAGGGACAACCGAAAGCUAUGUGA